Molecule: messenger RNA, 3548 nt
Organism: Exophiala xenobiotica
Lineage: Eukaryota; Fungi; Ascomycota; Eurotiomycetes; Chaetothyriales; Herpotrichiellaceae
Exons: 6
Coding region: 662-3211 (849 amino acids)
Source: RefSeq, a predicted model, not a curated record
GAAGCAUGCUGGUACCUCCCACUAUUGCCUUCCGCCUUCGUGCGCAAUGCUAGCACAUCCAUAAAAUGCCAACAGCGCAAACCCAUGGCGAGCUCCAUUAGCUCUAGCAAUGCACCCGAGCCGAAUCAUAUGCUAGGGUAUUGAUAUCUUAGCUCGACCACUAUCCGUGCUUCUUACCUUAACACCAAAGAUCAGGCCUCCACCAAGAAAAAGGUAUCGCCUACCAUCCAUUAUUCGAGCCUCUCCAUUGACAGCUGCUCUGAUGGUAUCUUCCAAUUACUUUCAACCACGUCCUUCGAAGUUCUGUCUGAGGCACGCAUACCUUCGCCGGCCUAUGUGCUCUCCCAGCCCUCCUGGUCAUGCUCUGGCACAUGCAUUUGGCCCCAUUGAUUUAUUCCCACACCCUCCAACAACAAUUUCUGUGCUAACCCGCAUCGCCGCACGCGACCUGUUCAGCGACCAUAACAAGCCCGUACUGCUCUGACCGGUCUCUGUCGACAUCCAGCAGUCAAUUUUUUUGGCAGCGGAAUAGUCACCCUUGUCGUCCGCCGACCAUUGUGCCGGACACACCUGCACGCAAAAGAGCCAACCUCUUUCGCCUAGGCGCAGUCAACCUCGAGAUCCAGGUUGAUUGUGCCGCAGGCCGAAAGAGCGCACAGAGAUGAUGGCUGUGAGAGCUCCCUUAGGGUUCAGUCCUUCGACGAAUCCCCUGAUAUCACCAUUUUCACCGUUUGGCGAGCAUUCGCACUCCCCUCGACCACGAAGUGCCGCGCCUCCAGAGCAACCGAUGUCCGCGACCGAGAAAGAUGUCUCCGCGAGCGAUAAUCAUCUCAAAGCCCCGCUAGCUAACUACAUUACCUCUCCCCAAGAUCCCAUUGCUCCGUCUCCUGUCAACUCGGAUGUCACAAAUUUCGAAGACGUAGACGAAGAGGUUGAAGAGGAGGGGACAGAACCAAGCUCUAUGACAGAGGUGCCUUUCAGUCCCAAUGCCACCCAGGGAACGGAAGUGACGUCUCCGCGUAGGGAGGGAAUACAUCACAUCGCAACCCCACUGAGAGUCGCGACCGGACCGACACUGGAACAACAAUUUCGACAAAGACUAGACGAGGAGAAGGAACCGCAAUCAGUCAUUCACAUCCCGACAGGGUUUGGCAAAUUUCCCAGUGAUCAAGCAUCGCAAUCCCAAAGUGAGGAGGACUUCAAGUCAGUGGAUGAAGAGCCGGAACAACCAAUGGACGCAGAGACGACGACCAAGUCAUCGACCCAGCAGAAGGACGGUGAAAGGGCACGAGCCGACUCUACCGAUUCACAGGCUUCGGACUCCACUAUCAAGUCGACGGUUCCUGAGUCCAAACCACCUGCUAAAGCUCACGAUGUCCCCAUGCCUCCUACACCUCUUCAAACGUCCCUCCCUGCUCUUCCUUUGCACGAUUGGUCAAGGACGCCGAGAGCACAGACUAGGCAAGAUCUCAGCUCACUGAGUCGUCCCGGCUCAAGCCUGGCCAGUAUCAUGGAAGGCGACGAUACUGACCAUCCAAGUACUGACGAAACAGGCGACGAAAGCCAUAUUGGCACUAAUAUCCUGCGUGACGCGGAAGCUGAAAUCAACGCACUGCGUAAUGCGCUGUCCGAAUGUUGGACGUUGUGUAAUACCCUGGCCAGCCUGAGCCAUAUUCACCGUGAGAGGAUAUUCAACUUUUCUGGAAGAGGUGAUAUGCAAGAACAAGCAUGGAAGUCGUGUUGGAAACUGUGUCAGAACCUCUACAACACUCGAGACGAGAAUGCUCCAGGCUCAUUCUCACAUGGUUCAUCACGACCAACACUGGACCUUUGUCGAGAUUUCUGUCAAACACUGUUCGAAGUUAGAGUGCGCGACAACGAAACUGCGGAUUCGGUGUUGAGGGUCAGCUUCGAGCUGAACAAUCACCUGUACAACACUCAUGAUCGGAGUCUACCAGAAGCAUUUCGCGAAAGGACACUCGAUUUCUACAUCACUCUAUGUCACCGACUAAUGAAGCAAAAGACGAAAAUGGCGGAAGAGACGGAUUCCUUAUUGAAAGCUUGCUGGUCGUUGGCCGAGAUGCUGUUCAGUCUACGCCAGAGCCGGAGAGAAGGCAAGAAGCCAGAUGAAGAACUUCUUGGAUCAGCCAUACAAGCCUGUUGGGAGCUGUGUGAUUUGUUCAGAGAGGGCUGGACGCAGAUUCGUCCUGAAAGAGGCACCCCGCGACCGAGUCAAACAACAUUCACGCAGGCUUUCAAUCAGGCCAAGCGGUCUGGCUUUGCCCCUUUGGACGAGAACGGAAAUCCUAAAAUGCUCCCCGAAACGCCAACAACCAUCUUCGAAGACACAAUCACCACGAUCUCGCCUGAUGAAGCGCCCAUACCCAAUAUCCUUGUCCUUGGUGCGGAAGAAGCCUCAAGGGUGUCCAGCUCAUCUGCUUCAUCAACCUCUGCCCCUGUUCAACGACAGGUCUCACCAAACCCGCCUACCCGACAUCCUCACUCUGCCAAACCAGCACCUAAUACCGCAACUCACAGGUGGUCGUCGAACUCCUCAGUCCUAUCUCUUCCAGCAUCAGCUGUUUCCGAAGGUGGCAUGAAUCCAACCUCUGCAACCACGGUUUCUACUGUUCGCACCCCAGCCGAAGAUCCGACUCUAAUCCUUUUGAAAGCCUUGUUUGUGAAGGCUGCUCUCGCUACUGGUCGAGGUUAUACACGAGCAUCACCUGAUCCUAACCUCAAUUCUCUGCCAAAUUUUGUUAAGAAUCUGCCCGAUGACGCAUUUGGCAAUCAAGCUUGGCAAGUGACUUUGCUAGAGAGCUACCGCAAAGCUGUCAUGAAUGACUCUGGAUUCCGAAACCUGGGCGUUGCCGGCACAUUAGGCGAACGGGGAAGAAUCAGUGCUGUGGAGGUCGCUCGAGCAGUUCGGGGCAUGACCAUCUGCGUGUACGGGUUCGGUUGGCUGCGAGACCUCUAUCGCCAUGUCUUCGGCUUCUAUGUCGAGGAGGCUCUCAAGGCAGGUGAGGCUCAUGCUGGUAGCCAGCGGAGAGCACAUCGCCAGGCAGCGCCCGCUGCAAGUCUCGUUGCUGCUGUUAUGCAUAACAUUACAGGAACGCCUUCCAGUGCGGGUGGUGGCAACGCAGGUGGCGGUGGCAGUACUAAUAGAAGUUCAAGUACCAAUGGACACGGGCGAAGGACGGUGAGCCAGUGAAGAGGCUCCAUGGUGGCGCAUGAUGCCCAUAUGUCCUACCUGGUCUCCCGGAAUCGUACCCUGAUAUGGCCCCGUCACGAACAAGGCUUGCUAGCAGGCACCAGCCACCUAUACCUCGGGGUUCGCGGUCUUGGAACAUUUCCUCUUAAAUCUCGAAUACCCCGUGCACUGCCAUCUCUUGUAUAUAUACUUGGCACCCAGCUGGCGUCGGCAACCACUGAAUUGGACUCGAACAUCCUAACGAAGAUACCACGAGAACAGCACCUGCGGAAAAUGGGCCUCACAUAGAUAUUUUACAUAAUAGCAUAUACUCAAGCGUAAUGCGCACAUUUUGCAC